AGAAGUGAAGCCAUGAACCCUGAGAAGAUGGAAGGAGACGGCGAGAAGUCGACGGCCUCUGGGUCCGGUGAGCAGCGGGCUUCGGGAGGCAGUCCCGGCGACGAAGAGCAGCAGCGAGCAGGACCUGACCCAAAGGAGGGAGAAACGUCGGGAUCUCGUCCCAGAGAGCCACCAGAAGUCCCUACUGGUGGUCAGGCAGCAGCAAAAGUAGAAGCAGAACCGGCCACCUUUACACCAUCGCUCUCGCCUCUUGGAAAGUUACAGCCCAGUCUCAAGCUGUUUGUGAAGGAGUUGAACGCGCACAUUUAUGAUGUCAUCAGGAUAAGCAAUGAAUUCCUCUCGAUCACCGAGGUCAGCAACCGCCAUAGCACACCAAGGGUAAGCUCCCAGGAGAGUCCGCAGGAGAACUCAGCAAGUCCGGGAGCUAACGAGGCCAGCAGCCCAGCAGGCUCGUCCGGCGAGAGGAAGGGAUUUUUCGAGAGGCUGCUGCAGGCGGCGAAGAUAUUCAACGCCGAUCCUUCAUCCUGCGAGAGCAGCCAGACCAGCCUCGAGUUCGACAAGCUCCUGAGCCACACGAACGACAUGGGACUCUUGCUCGAUUUUAUGUCUUAUGGAAAGAGCGACGAGGACGUAAGCGGAGAAGGGUCCAUGAAGCAAGAGGGCGAGCAGACGGAAGCUCUCCUGGACAGGCAGCUAAAGGAGACGUUGGAGAUUUUCAAGAUUUUUAUUGAAAAGGCGCAGGAAGCGCUGCAAGACGUCAACGAAAGACUGAACAAGCCUUAAAAGAUGAACUUCAUGGAUCUCUGUCUCCCCCCUUUUUUCUCUCUCCUAUCCUAGUGUUUUUCUCUUGGUUCUUUAUUUUCUUUAAUCCCCUGCAAUGAUCUUUGGAUUUCUUUCGCAAUUACUACGGGAAAUUUGCUACAUUCAGGAAGAUGCGCAAGGUCGUAUUAAUUCUAUGUGCUUUCCCUUUCAUUAUUGUGAAAGAAAUAGACAUUGGUUAUGUAUCUUUAUUAGUACGUCUACUCAGUUGCACAUCUUUUUAUUUCAUUUAUCAGGAUUCUGUACUUUAUAUGUAAGAAUGUUAUAAUGUAACUUGAUGUUACUGAAGGGAAUUC
Molecule: messenger RNA, 1115 nt
Organism: Penaeus vannamei (Pacific white shrimp)
Lineage: Eukaryota; Metazoa; Arthropoda; Malacostraca; Decapoda; Penaeidae
Source: RefSeq, a predicted model, not a curated record